AAUUCUAGUAGUAUGAAUCCUCCAUUAUGCUGUCAUUGAGGUUAUCGUAUGCUCUGGAUCAAUUCAUAAGAAAAAGAAAAGAAAGUUAUCGUUUUUAAUUAUACAAUCCCCCGCUUGAGCCAAUAUAAGUAACGUUUCGUAAAAAAACAUUACAAUUUAAAUUUGUAUCUAAUAAAUAUAUAUCUCUAUUGUUCAAUCAUUGCAUUAACAUAAAAAAGAAAAGAACGAAGAAAGGCAUCAUUGAAGUUGUUAUAAAAAUUAAUUUUGCGAGGAACAUGUUGGAGCACAAGACUGAGUAUCGCAAGUCCAUCGAAGACUAUCUACCCGUGACACCUGUAAAGCGUAAGAUUGGCCUCUAUUGGAUUUUGGCUAUACUGAGGAUAGUGCUUACUUUUGUUCCACAGACUGGCUAUAUUCAUCCUGAUGAAUUCUUUCAAUCCAUUGAAGUUAUCUCUGGGAACCACUUUGAUAUUGAUGUCUACAAGCCCUGGGAGUUUAAUGCCACAUUUCCAAUCCGUACUCCACUCAUUCCACAGAUCAUCGUUGGUCUACCCUAUGCAUUCCUCACGAGACUGUCCCCUUACUUAUUUUAUUUCUUUGGUUUAUCACUGAGGACCCCGUACUUCUAUGUACUUUUCCCACGUAUCUUCAUGUGCAUGCUCUCAUUUCUAUCGGAUUACUUUCUGUACAAAAUCUGCUGCAUUUAUGGGCAGAACUACAGAGUGAGACUCAUCACUUAUGCCAGCUCUUACAUUAUGCUGACAUAUGCAACUCGCACUCUCUCCAACUCUGUUGAAAUUGUGAUGUCUGCUGCUCUGCUGUACUUCACUUCCCAAUGUAUAGCGAUUUCAGAAGAGGUGGUAUUCUACAGUAAUUACAUUUCUAAGAAACACAGCGAGGCGAAGCCUGGAGUGGAGCGACUCAAAUAUUACAAGCUUAUGGCUUUGCUACCCUCACAUUCGCUUAAGCAUUGUUUCAUAGUGGCGACGAUAACGAUAAUAGGGAUAUUUAAUAGACCGACCUUUAUUGCAUUUGCUGUUAUACCUAUUUUUUUCUGGCUGCAAAGAGGUUUAGGUUCAAGAAGCGUCAGCUUCAUAGACUUUCACAUCAGGAUAUUCUGUCUCAUUUGCUGCGGACUGCCGACCGUAUUGUUCUUCAUUCUAGUCGAUAGCUCCUAUUUCGCAUACUUAACAUUAGGAGAGAUACUUAAAUUGGAGAUUGGAAUUAAUAAUUUCGUGGUGACGCCAUUUAAUUUCUUGAGAUAUAACAUGGAAACGAAGAAUCUUGCGACACAUGGUCUACAUCCUUGGUACUUGCAUAUUCUGGUGAACGUUACAUUAUUAUUCAGUAUCCUAGGAGUUAUUGCACUGUUAAGAGUUGCAAAAAUGGUAUACAGUGUAAUGAGGGCACAUUGGCUGCAACUGCCACGUUUGCAAAGUAUCGUAGGCCUGAUGAUGUGCACAUUAAUUACUCCGAUCACUAUACUGUCUCUCUUUCCCCAUCAAGAGCCUCGUUUCAUAAUCCCAGUGCUUUUCCCGCUGGUGUUUCUCUACGCACCCGAACUGAGUCAAGUUCCCAAUCAGGACAUUGUUUCAAGAUUUAACAACGAUGAGAAUGCUAACAACAGCAAGCCUCGCAAUCCCACCUCGUCGAAGAGGCAUGCUAGCAAAUCCAGAAAGUUGAUGUUCUGGUAUAUCAGCAAUUUUUGGUUGACACUGUUCUACGGUUUCGCGCAUCAGGGCGGCAUCGUCCCUUUGACGUCUCAUGUCGCGGCUGAGUUGAAGGCUAAGCCAGACUUGGUGCAUCUGCAUCUAUACACGUCGUACAGCUACCCAAUGCCCACAGCGUUGUUGCAUUUGCGCAACACUCAUCGCGUCUAUCAUGACAGCGUCAACAAACGCAAAUACAAGCUUGUCCAGGACUUUUAUCUAUACGAGCAAGGCUCCAAGCCGUUACCGCAAGUGUUGGACGACAUCGCCAAGAAAAUUCGUGACUGCGAGAGAACAUUUACUAUCAAGAAAAUCCCCUACAGGUUAUACUAUGCGUUACCGGCUUCCGCGUUAACCGAGUUCACGGAAUUAUCGCACAACAGAUCGCAUCUAUUUGAUUUUCGCAUAGUCAAGACUUUUUAUCCUCAUGUCUCCGUGGAGAGAAUGCCGUCGUUGCAUUCGCUCGAGAGCCUACAGAACUUAUUUAGUUUGCAGUUUAAUUCAUUUCUGCAGACUGAUAGCAUUUCUAGCAAUUGUGUAGAGGUCGCGAAAGAUAUUUAUGAGUACGUUGGACAAUUUAAAUUGUUGUUGCUAAAGAUCGAAUACCCCUCGAAGCAAAAUAGACGUGGUAAAAUAAAAAAGUAGGAGAAAAAUAGCUAAUAGUGAAAUUUGUAAAUAUCUGCAUUUCUCUUAUAAUAAUAAUUUUAUAAAGAACUAGUCAAUAUACGAAGAGAAAGAGCUUGAAACGAUUCAUUGGCUUGUUAUAAGAUUUAUAAAAAAUAUGACGGCAAGUGUGCAAUUUAGUUUAAGAAAAAGAGAAGCACUGUUACAAAACUUAUUGGGACACAGUUUUCAUAAUUUUUUACGAAAACUACUUCGAUAAGUAUUGUAAUAAGCACAUAAUAUCAUAAUAUGUUAUGAGAAAACAAAACUAAAAAUGUCAAAUAUCUCAGAUGUAAAAUUAAUAUCGGGAUUAAAAUAUUGUUUUAAACAAAAAUUAAAAAUUGGUAUAUUGAUCAAUCGCGAUAUUAUUAUCAAAUGUAUUUAAACUCUUAAUGAGGUGUUAAAUUAGUAAUUUGUUGAUACAUUUGUUAUUCAUAUGACAUUGACAAGCAGGAUAUCAUAUGAAGGAAAUAUUAGAAACAAAUUUUAAAUAAAAUAAGGAUUUGGUAAAUUAUGGGAAAUUAAUUAAUAUAAUAAUACAAGUAUAAAAUAUUUCUUGUUUUUAUAUUUUAUAGGAUUAUUCACUUAGAGUUCCGACUAGAAGUAAUCUUUAUCAAUAUAAUUUAUUAAAAUAAUAAUAUUCUCUUCUCUCUCUCUCUCUGUGGGAUCUAUUUUUUCCUCAAUUAAUUCAAAAGAGUGAAUUUUCUUAAAGUAAUUUGGAGGAAUAAGUUUUCAUUAAUUAAAUUACAUAGGUAUAAAUAGACCAUUAAUUCGUAUACUAGGAGAAGCGCAAUGCUGUGAUUGUUAUAAAGUACUUUAAAAGUAAUAAAAGAUAAUAUAAUGUUAUGUUAAAACAA
This is a messenger RNA of Odontomachus brunneus, 3229 nucleotides long. RefSeq names its product GPI mannosyltransferase 4 (gene PIG-Z). The record is from RefSeq and is a predicted model, not a curated record. Bases 276 to 2354 code for a protein of 692 amino acids. Gene Ontology annotation, biological process: GPI anchor biosynthetic process. NCBI's taxonomy places the organism in Eukaryota, Metazoa, Arthropoda, Insecta, Hymenoptera, Formicidae. The transcript has 5 exons. Gene Ontology annotation, cellular component: endoplasmic reticulum membrane. Gene Ontology annotation, molecular function: alpha-1,2-mannosyltransferase activity.